Messenger RNA from Varanus komodoensis (Komodo dragon), 2199 nucleotides. RefSeq names its product plexin domain containing 1 (gene PLXDC1). The transcript is spliced from 16 exons. Lineage: Eukaryota; Metazoa; Chordata; Lepidosauria; Squamata; Varanidae. The coding region runs from base 223 to 1668 and encodes 481 amino acids. The record is from RefSeq and is a predicted model, not a curated record.
UGAGCUUUGACAGUCGCCUGCUGCAGCUGCAGCAGCAGCAGCAGCAGCCCCAAAUGCUGAAUUUUCUGCCAGUCAAUUUCUUCCAGAGGCUUGGAAUCUUACGGGAUUCACUCACCCCUUGCCAACAGACCGGUGGCAACUACUGAGAAGGGACUCCAGGAGCUGCUGUGGGGUGAAACUGCGUGGAAAGUUAGUGCCAAGGAAAGGUGGUGCUUCAGAGGGAUGGGGUUGCACCCAGAAUCGCUGAAGAUUUCGUGGGGAGUCCUCGUCCUGCUCUGCCUACUGCAGGAAGAGGCUGUGGGUUCAGCAAAGGAGCAACACCAAGCAGGUUGGACCAAGGAACAUGCAUCAGUGGUAGGGGCAGAACCUCAAUCCUGGAAGCGAAAUGCACGAGAAACCUCACUAGAAGACAAAGGGACCCGGAUUAGCCAGGACCUCAUUGGAAAAAGCUUGGCUAUUGAUACUUUGACAGAUAAUGAAACACAGAUUGUGGGAAGGGGGCCCACUGAAAACCUCUUGCCUAAGGGGCCCCCCAGAGCUUGGAACCAGCAUAGACCCAAGUCUGUAGAGAGAGUCAUCCUGUCAUUUGACUUCCCUUUCUAUGGGCAUCACCUGCGGCAGGUCACCAUAGCAACAGGAGGUUUUCUCUUCAUGGGUGACAUAAUUCAUCGGAUGCUGACAGCCACGCAAUACAUCGCUCCUCUCAUGGCGAACUUCAACCCCAGCUAUUCUCGCAAUUCUACUGUCAAAUACUUCGACAACGGAACAGUCUUUGUGGUUCAGUGGGACCAAGUGUAUCUGGAAGGGAAAGAAGACAGAGGCUGCUUCAUCUUCCAGACAGCUUUGCACAGUGAUGGCAGAAUUGUCUUUGGCUACAAAGAUAUCCCCAUGUCAGUCUUGGAAAUUAGCUCAACACAACAUCCAGUCAAAGCCGGCCUCUCAGAUGCUUUCAUGAUCCUUAACUCCUCCCCUGGUAUACCUGAAUCUCACCGUCGGACCAUCUACGAAUACCACCGAGUGGAAUUGGACACAAGCAAGAUCACAAGUGCAUCAGCAGUGGAGUUUGUGCCUCUGCCCACUUGCCUUCAGCAUCAUAGCUGUGAAGUCUGCAUGGCUUCUGAUGUAACCUUCAACUGCAGUUGGUGUCAUGUCCUACAGAGGUGUUCCAAUGGAUUUGACCGAUACCGUGAAGAGUGGCUGGAAUAUGGCUGUGGGCAGGAGGCAGCAGACAAGACCUGUGCAGACUAUGAAGACGAUGAGCAUUACUUCUCGACAUUCCCUAGCAGCAGUCUCUCCACAGCUCUGAGGGAGGAAGUCACCACUUCUGCUUCCCGCUUUGUUGACAGCCUGACCACAGAAGAUGACACAAAGCUGAACCAGAAUGCGGAAGGGGAAGGUUCUAGAGAUGAAUUCCCAACAAAGAAAGUGGGAUCCCAGCUGCACACGGGAACAAUUGUUGGUAUAGUCUUGGCCAUCCUACUCAUCGCUGCCAUUAUCCUUGCUGGCAUCUACAUCAGCAGCAAGCCUACCUCUAGUGCUGCAUUGUUCUUCAUUGAGCGGAGACCACACCAAUGGCCUGCUAUGAAGUUCAGAAACCAUGCAACAUAUACUGAAGUGGAACCAGCUGGGCACGAGAAGGAAGGAUUUGUUGAAGCAGAUCAGUGCUGAGAAAUGCUCCUGUAUUCUUGCUUCUACACCUUUAAGCAUCAAGUGUCUCCCAUCUCCUGUUUAUUUCAUGAUAAAUACAAUUGAAGAAACAGUAAAGGGGGAAAGGGAAAAGGAAACACAAUUAAAAAGGAAGUUCCCAAAGGUAAUAAAAAUGGAUACCAGAUGUGGAUCUAAAAACAUGGAGAAGGCAUGCAAAGCUGGCAUAUGGCUACUAGAUGGAUCAACAAGAAAUUCUACCAUGAGAUACUAUAACUAGAUGGUACAGGUAACCACUGUUGCCACUGUACAUUGUGGGGAGCACUAGAUACAAUCUUUGAAAGCCCUGAUACGAUCUUGCCACCAGCCCAGCACUCUCCUACAGGAAAAUCUACAUCUUAAUACAGAGGCUAAUUGAAGUUCUGUUUUCCAGAGAGGUAGCCAUAUUAGUCUGUUAAUCAACUAAAAUCAACAACAGAGAGAGUCUUGUGAUACUUUGAAGACUAACCAAUGUAUUCUAGCAUAAGCAUUCAUGGAUGCUCAGACGCUAUGAGA